AUGUCGAGUCCCCGAGCCAAGCGCCAAUUCGCCGGCGCAGCAGCCGAUCCCGCCCAGCGCCAAAUCACCUCCUUCUUCACCGGAUACCCCAACAACACCAGCAAUCCCGCAGCUACCCAGCCCGCGCUGCGGCCCGAAUUGCCCGCCAACGUCCAGGCGAACCUCCUCAGCGUCGGCAUGCGGGUGCGCAAGUCCGUGCCUGAAGGCUACAAGACCAUCGACCUCGCCAAAGCCAGCUCUUCCCCGAACGGCGUUGCGAUCAAGGAUUUGCGGCGGUCGGCGGUAAUGGCAAAGCAAGUCUCGAACGAGCUGCUGCCGUUCUGCGGAAUCAACAAGGUUGGCGGGAUGGAUACCCAGCCUGCAUCUCAUUUCAUGGAUGAGGAUGUCCCUGCUCUGGACAACAUUCCCGAGCUCACCAUGUCGCAAGAGAGCAUGGACAGCGUCGUUGAUAGCGAAUCGUCUCGAAAGCGAGCCUUCUAUGAUGAAAAUCAGUGGGAGAUCGAGGGAGCCGAGGCAGAUUACCGACAGUUCCAUUGGGACGACAGCAGGCCAAUUGCUGUCCCGCACUCUCGAAUCAAGAAGGCGCUUGCGCCCAGGGAUUUAGAAGAGAAAAAGAUGGCCGUGGAUGGCAAUGAGGAUGAAGAUUUUCCAGAUGCCGAUUUCUUGGUCUAA
This is a messenger RNA of Trichoderma aggressivum f. europaeum, 672 nucleotides long. RefSeq lists its product as uncharacterized. Gene Ontology annotation, biological process: intracellular protein localization. Bases 1 to 672 code for a protein of 223 amino acids. The record is from RefSeq and is a predicted model, not a curated record. Gene Ontology annotation, molecular function: ribonucleoside-diphosphate reductase inhibitor activity. Lineage: Eukaryota; Fungi; Ascomycota; Sordariomycetes; Hypocreales; Hypocreaceae. The transcript has a single exon. Gene Ontology annotation, cellular component: cytoplasm; nucleus.